Molecule: messenger RNA, 3068 nt
Organism: Cucurbita maxima (winter squash)
Lineage: Eukaryota; Viridiplantae; Streptophyta; Magnoliopsida; Cucurbitales; Cucurbitaceae
Exons: 2
Coding region: 467-2590 (707 amino acids)
Source: RefSeq, a predicted model, not a curated record
UACACUAAUUUUUUUCUCCUCCUAAUUUUUUCCGACCGGCAAUCGAGGGCCUCCAGCUCCAAAUUCCUCGCCGCCACAUCUUCGGAGCCAGAGCCGGCUCCGGCCCGGAUCUAAUUCUUCCAUGUCCAUCCUUUGGAUUUCCCCAAUUUUAUGAACCCUAAUUUACUCUUCUGUGCACUUCCAGUGACAUUUUCCCCUAUUUUUUGAAAAAGCGGGAAAAAUCUUUUUUAGGGGAAUUUCGUCUGUUUUCGCGGGAGGAGGCUUGUUUGAGUGGGCUAGUGCCUCUGGUACAGUGAGAUUUGCCCACAGGUAUUGGAACGUUGACAUUGUUGCUAAAUUAUUAAGGAACGUGGAAAUGUGGAUAUGUUUGAGAAUGUGGCUUCAUGAGCUGUUAAGAACAACAACUCACUGGUCGUAGCCUUUUUUGUCUCCGUGUUCUUAGUCUUUCACUGAUUUAGAUUUGUAAAUGGAAGUAAACAAAGAGGAGGCUCUUAAAGCAAAAGAAGCUGCAGAGAAGCGUUUUGCCAAGCGAGAUUACAAUGGGGCUAAGAAUUAUGCGUUGAAGGCUAAAACUCUGUUCCCAGAGAUGGAUGGGAUAUCUCAAAUGGUGGCAACUUUUGAUGUUUAUGUUGCUUCUGAGAUUAGGUGUAAUGGGGAGAUAGAUUAUUAUUCUAUUCUAGGAUUAAAGCCUUCUGCCAAGGAAGAGGCUAUUAAAAAACAGUACAAGAAGAUGGCCGUGUUGCUACAUCCUGACAAGAACAAGACCGUCGGGGCCGAUGGCGCGUUUAAGCUCGUUUCUGAAGCAUGGGCUCUACUUUCGGAUAGUUCCAAGAGAAAUGCAUAUGAUAUCAUGAGAACCACACAAUUGGUAUCUGGAGUCAACCAGCCACACUUAUCUUCAGCUCAUGGUUCUGCGGCUACAAGUUUUAACAACUAUACUAAUCUGUCCAUGUCCCACGGUAGACUUGAUACCUUUUGGACUGUAUGCACUUCUUGUAAAGUUCAAUAUGAGUAUCUUCGGAAAUACGUGAACAAGAAACUUCGGUGCAAGAAUUGUCGUGGCGUUUUUGUUGCUGUCGAAACUGGUGCUGCCCCUGUGAAUGGUUCUUUUCCUUACUGCUCUUGGUCGAAUGUGGCUGGUAAUCGAUAUGGAAGUCAUGGAUUUGAGGGAGUUACGUAUAUCCCAGGAGAUACUAGCUUUUUUACUGGGCAUGGCUACGAAUAUGUUUCGAACAUGUCGUUUCAGUGGAACUCGUCAUCUGGAGUUUACACUCAAAGCUUGGGCUCAAAUGGACUGUCGUCGGUGCCUAUUGAUAAUGUUGGUCAAACCAAUGGACAUUUCAGUACGUCAGGAGUGAAAGACAAGGCUAGAGUCAAUGGAAAGCGCGCUACGAAAAACAAGGGGGGCAAUAUGAAUGCUAGCACACCCUUCGGCUGUAAUGAGAUUUUGGGAUCUGAUAGCAAUGGAGGUGAUAAGAGAAGGAAGGUAGUCGUGGAAGCCGGGUUGAGAAACGGCUAUAUGGAGAAGGGACCGCUGCCUGGUUCAGAUUCACCAUUGGCUAAUGGAAAUGUUAGUGUUAAGCAUGAGCCUGUAGGUUCUUCCUCUCCAACUGAGGCUUCAGCUAAGCGCACCCCUAUUCCUCCUGCAUUUGACGCCAGAAAGCUGUUAAUUGAGAAGGCAAGGACUGAAAUUCGCAAGAAACUGGAAGAGAUAAGGAUUUCUUCAGCCAAUGCUGCUGCACUUGAGAAAUCAAAGACGGAGCCACCUCAAGUCGGUCGGGUUGGAAAGACUGGACGAGCACCUAAAACAGCUAAUUCUGAGGUAUCCGGCCGUUGGUUAAAGAAAGAUAGAGCUGGACCAAUCUCAAUAAACGUACCUGAUUCCGACUUCCACGAUUUUGACAAGGAUCGCUCAGAGGAAUGCUUCAAAGCAAAGCAAAUAUGGGCUCUAUACGACGAAGAAGAUGGUAUGCCUCGCUUGUACUGUCUGAUUCGCGAGAUCAUUUCAGUUAAACCAUUUAAGAUUCUUAUUAGUUACUUAAACUCCAAAACUGAUACGGAAUUUGGAUCAGUAAACUGGUUGGAAUAUGGAUUUACAAAAUCAUGUGGAAAUUUCCGUGCUUGGAACUCUGAUGUUAUUGAACAUAUCAACAUCUUUUCUCAUGUCUUAAGCCGUGAAAAAGCUGGCCGGGGUGGCUGUGUUCGGAUAUAUCCUAAAAGAGGAGACAUUUGGGCUGUAUAUCGAAACUGGUCGACAAGCUGGGACAGAUCAACACCCGAUGAAGUGAGGCACCGAUACGAAAUGGUCGAGGUUCUUGACGAUUACUCGGAGGAGCUUGGUGUCUGCAUCUGUCCCCUUGUCAAAUUAACUGGAUUCAAGACGGUAUAUCAAAGAAAUGCAGACAAAGAUGCCAUUCGAUGGAUUCCCAGGAAAGAGAUGCUACGAUUUUCACACCAGGUACCCUCUUAUUUACUCAAGGGAGAAGCCAGCAACUUGCCUGAGUAUUGUUGGGAUCUUGAUCCGGCCGCCACUCCCGACGAACUUCUCCACACUGCAAAAGAAAAUGAAGGGUUGACUGAAACCAGUUGAGUUUAGCUGGAAAAGAAAAGGAAGAUGAUAAUGGGUUGGAGUCAAUCUGAACUGUCUUAACCAAAGUUAGGUCUAACUGUACAAAUAUGUCUCAAGAGUUUGGCCAAAUGCCAUUACAGACAAGACGAGUAAUCUACGGUUGAUUCGGAUUAAUGUGUGCCGAGUCGAGUCGAGUCGUUCCUUUGACGACGAAUCUAGCUUCAAGUGAAUGCUUUUACAGAAGAAGAAAGCAACUUUGAGGCUUGUUAUCCUGCACUGCAGCACAACCAUACAAUUAUUAUGCUACGUUCCCUGCCUUGUUAAUCAGAAGAGCUUUGCUUUUUUUUUUUUCUUCUUCUUUUUCCAGAUUAGCUGUUCUUACUUUGUUCUAAUGGAAAUGAACGAGAACUUGGUUGUUUAAUCUCUUGAUUUUGUUGUAAAAUUUGAAGCUUCAAUGCUUUGAGGUCUCAUUUCAUACGACAAAACUACUGUUCAUCUG